AUGGCAUACCAAGUUCAUGUUCAAGGCAGAGUUGACCUCAUGAACGGUGGAGCAAGCAUCCACCUCACGCCCAUCGCAGUCGCUGCGGCAGCACCUCGUCCACAAGCUGCUCGACCUACUCCGGCCGAGAUAGCAGAAUGGAGCGUGCACUCAAGCCGCACACCGGUCACAAGGGAAGUUCUCAACUCCGCAAUGUGCACCGUUCAAAAGCAACUCAAAUUGCAGACCGGGCUGGCAGGUGAAUGGACCCCAGAAGCCACGGCACGGCUUCGGGAGAACCUUGCCAAGCCGAAGAAGGGUGCCCCGAAGCAGCUAGCUUUAGAGGACAAGCAACCUCCGUGUCAUGAAAGUGAUGCUGCGAAGUGCGCAAUCUCACCAGGUUCGAGCGGGGCCAGCACUUGGAAGGAGACAUUGCGUGGGGAGAUCAAAGAGUUGCUUGAAGCAAUCCAAGCGCACCAGGAGAUUGAGGAAGAAAAUGAGGAAUUAAAGGCAGAAGUGCAGGAUCUCACCCCGCUCAUCAAAGUCUGUGACAGCCUCCGUGAGAAGAUCGACCGCUUGGAGGAGGAAAACCUUUACCUCAGACAGAUGCUGACUGGCUAG
This is a messenger RNA of Cladocopium goreaui, 600 nucleotides long. The record is from the annotation of a GenBank genome assembly. NCBI's taxonomy places the organism in Eukaryota, Dinophyceae, Suessiales, Symbiodiniaceae.